Molecule: messenger RNA, 1347 nt
Organism: Aspergillus saccharolyticus JOP 1030-1
Lineage: Eukaryota; Fungi; Ascomycota; Eurotiomycetes; Eurotiales; Aspergillaceae
Product: aromatic prenyltransferase
Exons: 1
Coding region: 1-1347 (448 amino acids)
Biological process (GO): alkaloid metabolic process
Molecular function (GO): transferase activity, transferring alkyl or aryl (other than methyl) groups
Source: RefSeq, a predicted model, not a curated record
AUGGAGACAUCCUCGUGUAGCUCAGCCAAACUCGAAGUGGCCGAUUUCGUCUUCUGGAAAGAGACACUUGGUCGGGAUCUGCGGAUACUGAUGGAAGGCGCGGAGUAUGACUACAUCACACAGCAAGCGGCUCUCGAUACAAUGAGCCGCUAUGUGGCCCCUUGUCUGGGCCCAUGUCCCUUGGUGGGGACAGCUGACAAAGAGAGGCCCUGUCCGACACGAUGGAAAAGUUUCAUGACGGACGAUUUCUCUCCAGUGGAAUACAGCUGGAGCUGGGAGAAGGCCACUCCCAUGAUCCGCUACAGCUUUGAGCCCAUCGGGCGGUACGCUGGCACGUCGCCAGAUCCCUACAAUCGGACAGCACCGAUAGAAUGCGUGCAGCAGCUACGAAGGACAAUCCUUCCGGCCGCCGAUUGGCAUUGGUUUGACCAUUUUGCCCAAGCCUUUCAAGGACCGACGCCUCUGCCGGGCGAGGAGUCACCCUCCUCUGAUUGUCAAGCAAAGUCCAGCCCCUCAACAAUCUUCCUGGCUUUCAACCUAGAGAAGCACGGGCACAGAUGUAAAUCCUACCACGUUCUACAUUCAAACGGCGAGCAGCUGGGCUGCUCACGGCUUGACGUUCUGCAGCAGGCCUGCCGGAUUCUGCAGCAGCACCAUCAGUUUCCGGCCUAUGACUGGAUCGAGCGAUUUCUGCGACGGCAGGAGCAGUCGCCCACUCCACCAUGCAUCAUUGGGGUAGCCGUUGACUGUGUGCAUCCCUCCGUGGCCAACCUCAAGGUGUACUUCCGAUCCUGUGCCACCAGUUUCAACAGUGUACAGGAGACUCUCUCGAUGGGAGGCGCAUCGCCAGGCUGGGAUACUCAGGCCUUUGAGGAGCUCCGAGAAUUGUGGCAUCUUACGUUGGGGCUGCCCAAGGAUUUCCCUCAAGACCAGCCUUUGCGAUCGAGACAUCAUGAGACAUCAGGUGUGCUGUACAAUUUCGGCUUCAAGCAAGGCCAACAGUACCCCGAUACCAAGGUGUACAUUCCGGUGCGGCACUACGCACGCAGUGACCGAGCCAUUGUUCAGGGUCUAGUCGCGUUCCUGGCAUGUCGGGGCCGAGGCCAGCAGGCUGAUCGCUUCGUGCAAACUCUCGAGGAACUAGUCCAGCCCUUCCGUACUCUUGACCAGGCGUGCGGCUUGCAAACUUAUAUUGCCUGUGGCAAUAAGGACGGUCGGCUUAAUCUGACGUCUUAUGUGUCUCCAGAAAUCUAUUAUCCUGGACGGUGGUCCAGACAGCUGUGCAAGCGAGGCGCCGAGGACGGUCUUAUUUGUCAGUGCAAUCUCUGCGCAGCACAAAUUCAUUGA